AUGCAGAAAUACUGACUUGUGUUUUCUCUUGUUCUCUCUUUUGUGCCCAAGGUUUGAGCAUCCGAGGAGCCCAGGAGGAGGACCCUCCCGACCCUCAGCUAAUGAGACUAGACAAUAUGCUUCUGGCAGAAGGAGUCUCGGGUCCGGAGAAAGGUGGGGGAUCGGCGGCAGCAGCCGCAGCCGCAGCAGCCUCUGGAGGGUCUUCAGAUAACUCUAUUGAACACUCAGAUUACAGAGCCAAAUUGACCCAGAUCAGACAAAUCUAUCACACAGAGCUGGAGAAAUAUGAACAGGCAUGUAAUGAAUUUACCACACAUGUAAUGAACCUCCUCAGAGAACAGAGCCGGACACGUCCCAUUUCUCCCAAGGAGAUUGAAAGGAUGGUGGGCAUCAUUCAUCGAAAGUUCAGCUCCAUCCAGAUGCAGCUCAAACAAAGCACUUGUGAAGCAGUAAUGAUUUUAAGAUCRAGGUUCCUUGAUGCCAGACGGAAAAGGCGUAACUUCAGUAAACAAGCCACGGAAAUCUUGAACGAGUAUUUUUACUCCCACCUCAGUAAUCCCUACCCCAGUGAAGAAGCCAAAGAAGAGCUGGCAAAGAAAUGCAGCAUCACAGUAUCACAGGUGUCCAACUGGUUUGGCAAUAAGAGAAUCAGGUACAAGAAGAACAUCGGCAAGUUCCAGGAGGAAGCCAAUCUGUACGCGGCAAAGACGGCGGUGACCGCAGCGCACGCCGUGGCCGCGGCCGUCCAGAACAACCAGACCAACUCCCCCACCACACCAAACUCUGGUUCUUCUGGUUCUUUUAACCUCCCAAAUUCUGGGGACAUGUUCAUGAACAUGCAGAGUCUGAAUGGGGAUUCUUACCAGGGGUCCCAAGUCGGAGCCAAUGUGCAGUCACAGGUGGAUACCCUGCGUCAUGUUAUCAAUCAGACGGGAGGAUACAAUGAUGGCUUGGGAGGAAAUUCACUGUACAGUCCACAUAAUUUAAAUGCUAAUGGAGGCUGGCAGGACGCAACCACUCCAUCUUCUGUGACUUCCCCUACAGAAGGGCCGGGAAGUGUGCACUCGGAUACCUCUAACUAAUCUCCUAGCAACACUUUUUCCCUGAGCUGAGAUGCCUUGAUGCGCAUUCAGAGUUGCAGGAGAAAAAGGAAAGAGUUUUUUUGUAGCCAACCACCUACAGCUUUACUGUAAAACCUUGUCUUAUUAGAAAACUUGGUAAAUCUGUUUUUUAAAGGUAUCAUAAUCAUUUGUAUUUAUACUUAAAACACACAAUGUUAAAAAGCACUUUAUCCAAUUAGGCCAAGAUUUAGCAUUGUUUAUAGCCCUGUAACUAUUUUAUCAUAAUUUAUUAUCAGCAGUUUUAAUGAUGUUGGUCUAACAGUUGCCAAUUACUUGGCCUUAAGGGUAAAAGUACAGGACAAGCUUAACCUCAGUAGCAAGAGCAGACACAAAGAACCGCCUCGCCCAAAUUUAAUUGUGUGCAUAUUUCCAUGGAAAGUUGACAGGAAUCACAGACUUUGAUUGUGUUUCAUCUUUUCAUAUCUCUCACAGAGCUGGAAUAAAAAGAGCUGUUCGGUUAUUUCAGUUAACAAUGGUCGUGUUUAAGAAUCCUUAUUCGUCACGUUUUUUGUUGAGAUCUAUUGUCUUACAAAUUAGAUUGGAAAGCAGGAGCAUCUUUUCUGCCUAAAGCCCACGCGGAGCCCAAUUUCUCUGUCCCCUGGCAUGGACACAGGAUGUUUUUGGGAGAUGGGGACUCUUGCUGCUGGUUCUGUGCACGCCACGACCCAGGGUUUUACAGUACGAGCUGGGUGCUACCCACGCUGCCAAGGGCUGGUGCCUCUGCUUGGCAGCAAACCACAAACAAAGGAAAAGGCAAGGAAAAAGCACCGUGAUAUGGAGUGUUGUACAUAGUGUAGCAAAAGAGUAUUUAUACAUCUCACCAAUCAAACACAGCUUUAUUACCUCAUGCGAACUCAUACAAACCAAUAGACUUUCAACAUGUUCUGUAGCUUAGAGUGCUCACUUACUACCUCUGAACGAUACUCACGCUGUAGUUUGUCUCUUUCUUAUCUUUUUGCAUCUUGUAAUUAACUCUUUGUUUCCUCACGAAAUGUAAUGUACAUUGUAAUCUCCUACAAAUCAGGGUUGCCUUGGCAACUGSUAAAGAAGCGGAAUGGGAACAUGGGGUCUUAGGUUGGACACAAAACAGUGCAACUGUUGUAAAUACUGAGAAGCAUUUUGAAUGUUCUUCAUCUUGUUACUAAUACACGCAAAAACCAACAACUAAUUGUAAUGCAUACAGACUUCAGUAUUCAGUACUGUACAUCCCCCUGGRUUGCAGGGGCCCUUUCUCUCUCUCUUUUGUAUUGUAUGCGAUUCUGAAACUGAUUGAGUCAUGAAAAUAAUUUGUGGCAGUGAUUCUAAUGUAUUAAACCGUUUCGUGUUACUUUCUAACUGGAUUACACCCUGGAUUGAAAAGUCUUCCUCGUGGUAGUUAUAUGUAGUUUCAAACAUGAAUAAACUUUUUGCUUUCAUGAUCAAACGUUGAUGUAACUUCUUCCUGCUCAGUUSAAGUCAGCCCCAGGGGAUGUGUCGGUCUCCAGAAGAGCGAGCUGGCGUGGAGCAGGAGCUGAGCAUCUCUUUACACACCAGCAGAUCUUUGUGCCCUUUGCCAGAAGAGGAUUGGAAAUCCUGGGAGAGGAAUAUCAGGGGCAGAGGCUUCCACCUGCCAGCUCCUGCCUCCACUGCCACCCUGCUCUGCUUGGGAGCCACAAAUCAAGUGGAGGUAAAGGAAGGGGUCAGGCCUUUAGAUGAGUUUAAAAACCAUCAUCAUAUUCACUCUUAAUUACCAUUUUUUAUUUAACAUUAACUUUGGAGCUAUAGCCACAGCUAGCAAGUCUAAUGUGAUUAUAAAAAUAUUUUUCUUUAUUAAAAAAACUUUUUUGGAAGGACGUAUAUAUAUAAAUGCUAAUUUUAAGUCUUUUUAAUAAAGUAAAGGUCAAUAACAGGUAAUAGCCUAUUUACCAUAUCUCAAGGAAAUUGACUCACAGGAAAUCAAAUUAACGUUAAUCACUUGCAGCAAAUGGUCUUUGAUAAAUAUAACUACUCGUUCCUCGGGUUAGUGCAGCUAGACAGGAGGAGGCUGAGCGCUCACCAGAGCCCUGCUAGGCUGGAACUGCAGCUCAGGAGCUCUCAGGAGCUGCUGCUCCAUCACCUUCCCUGCCCUUUGGCUCUUCAAGCCUCUGGGUGGUGUUUUGGUGGCUGAACAAUUAUUUGCAUGAUUUAAUGACCUUGUGGUUCAGCUCUUCUYAACAAUUCUCGUAUCAGGAUUUUUUGUAAAAUACCUUUGUUAUCCCACCGUCCCCCCAGGCUGUGGUAACACUGCACCCCAUGCUCUCAUGCCCUGGUGACUGUUGCUGCUCUCGUUCAUGGAGCAGACUCACUUCAAUCAGGUUUGGAAUUGAGCAGUUCUUCUUCUACAGGUGGUGCAUUUAAAUAAACAAGUAAAUAACUAAACACGCAUUGCAAAGCCUUUGUUAUCCUUUAASGAGAGCUGGGGCAGGUGGGGACUGUGUGGACUGCCAAAGACUGCUGCAUGCAGAGGACAAGGCACCCAACAAUUUGCAUUUGCUAAUGGAGCUCCCCAGUCCACACACUCACUGUUYGUGCUCCAGCUCAGUGGAAAUGGUAUUUUAUAUAUGAAAUGUAAAGUGUGUCAGUGGAGGCGUAGCAGGCAGCGUAAUGAACACUCAGACGUCCCUCAUCUUGAUCACAUCUCUGCUGGCCACAGGCAAGGACCUGUCACACGCUGAGGAGGUUCACAGGAAGGCCAUCAACAACCUUUGGGCYGCCCUUGCGUGCCCCGCGCCCGCCGGGCAUCAUUAGCUGCUGCUUUACAGCAUUAAGGCUUUGAGUCCCUUUGAAUUACAAGUGCAAUUUGGCCUUUCCUUACGUUGGAGAACAGCCACGUGGUUCCAUGGCAAAUAAUAAACAUCUUAUCCUUGAGGCCUGAUCAGGCAUCAGGGAGGUUUACUGCCAGCACCAGCGCUGGGAUCAAGCUGCUGAUGCUCUGCUGUGUCUCAGCCGGGAGCUCCAGCCCGAAGCUCUGUCAGAGCMUCACACAGAACAGCGUUUUGCACCAGGGGAGGAGACCCCCAGCCCUCCCACGGCUCCAGUUCAGCACCAUCCUCAUCCCCUGCGCCCGAGUUUGAGCUUCUGGCACAUGUGAACCGUUCAACCAGAGCCCAGCAGCCGUGAGAGGUGCCAGCCCUGAGAGCCCGUGUGGAGCACAGCAGGAGCAAAGGGAGGAUUUGCUGCAGCUCCAGGAAUCGCCAKCUCCUGUGCCCGACACUGAGCUAAGGCAGCCGUCGCUGGGACAGGUUUGAGGGUGUUGGAGGAGAACCCCAAAGUGCUC
This is a messenger RNA of Malurus melanocephalus (red-backed fairy wren), 4416 nucleotides long. Its product is annotated as pre-B-cell leukemia transcription factor 3. Gene Ontology annotation, cellular component: nucleus. The annotation marks the transcript as partial. Gene Ontology annotation, biological process: neuron development; animal organ morphogenesis; regulation of transcription by RNA polymerase II. The record is from RefSeq and is a predicted model, not a curated record. The transcript is spliced from 7 exons. Gene Ontology annotation, molecular function: DNA-binding transcription factor activity, RNA polymerase II-specific; RNA polymerase II cis-regulatory region sequence-specific DNA binding. Lineage: Eukaryota; Metazoa; Chordata; Aves; Passeriformes; Maluridae.